AUGGGGAUCAUCGGCUCAGUGAAGGAGUCCCUUGUGAAGAUACUUGUCCAAGGAGAUUUCUCCGAGUAUUUGGACGAUAGAAACAUGCACUGCACUGCCCGUCUUGCUGAUAUGUUGAGCCAAUUCUCAGGUGAUCUUCAGAAGCACUACCCAAAUAACAGUUCUUCUGAUAAUGGAUUCUUGAUGGACGAAAUCAAGGUGCUCGAGGAAUGCAAAUCAGUUGGAUUGCCUAAUUUCCUACCGAGAUCGGCCUUUUUAGCUAUCUUUAUAAAACACAUAGAGGGAAUUCAGAGCAGGCCGGUGGAUUUCAUGAGGGAAACAUGGGAAUACAUCGAUGGCAUUCUAUCGUCAGUCAUUUCCAAACACUCAGAUAGCUUCCCCCAGAUUCAGCAAUCCAUCAGAAGGGCGGGCCGAAAUCUGAUCUGCAAAAUGAAGGAACGAUCAGUGAACCGUGUGAUAGAAAUGGUGGAGACUGAGAAGCAGACGGAUUAUACUUGUAACCCUGAGUAUAUAUCCUCGUGGAACAAGAACAUAGCUCAACAAGGUAGCUUCAUCAAAUCCGUUAAGGAUGGCCGUGAUGCCUGCGACUUACCUGAAUUCGGUACCGUGAAGAUUUCGCAUCUUAGGGUUCACGGUGAUUUGCUGCAGCAGGCCUUUGAUUUGAAGAUGAGGAUCACUGCUUACUGGACGAUUGUCCUGCUAAGGAUUGUCGACAACGUUGCUCUGCACCUGCGAUUCUCGGUGAUCAAUUUGGUCGACAAGGAGAUGGAGAAGGAUAUCGUUGCGGAAAUGGUGGGUACCGACGGGAAUGGCGAGAUUCUGAGGAUGCUGGUGGAAUCUCCCGCGGUGGCAAGCAAAAGAGAGAAGCUGAAGAACAGUAUCAAGCUUCUGAAGGAGUCGAAGGAUGUAUUGGCUGCCAUUGUUGAUCAGAACUCUGUUUAG
Messenger RNA from Tarenaya hassleriana, 942 nucleotides. Its product is annotated as dynamin-related protein 4C-like. Gene Ontology annotation, molecular function: microtubule binding; GTPase activity; GTP binding. The transcript has a single exon. Lineage: Eukaryota; Viridiplantae; Streptophyta; Magnoliopsida; Brassicales; Cleomaceae. The record is from RefSeq and is a predicted model, not a curated record. Gene Ontology annotation, cellular component: cytoplasm; microtubule; membrane. The coding region runs from base 1 to 942 and encodes 313 amino acids.